Molecule: messenger RNA, 1182 nt
Organism: Chara braunii
Lineage: Eukaryota; Viridiplantae; Streptophyta; Charophyceae; Charales; Characeae
Source: the annotation of a GenBank genome assembly
GCGGGCUUACUGUACAAGGCAAUUUGGCGAAAGCAGACUUGUUUUCUCGAAGACGGAGGUCAGGGUUAUGUGGAAAUAGAAGUUGUUUGUGCGUCUACCCCGUGGUGCCCAAAAUGUCGGCGUCGCUUCCACUGGGAAGGGGACCCUGACUGCGUCUCCACGAAUAGGAAAUCGUACUCCGAUGCCGCCAAAUCAAAGCCCCCCCCCCCCCUCCCCCUCCUCCUCCCUGUCCCCCCCACCCGCAUCGGACAAAGGUGACGAAGGAUCAAAGAGCGUGAGGGAUGGAAGAGGAGGAGGGAGAGGGGAUGGUGGGGAGAAAGGAGGAGGUGGAGGGAGCGGCAGUAGGGAUGGUGGUAGAGGGGGUAACAGGGAUAGUCCCAAUGGGCCAGGUGGAGGACGGGAGCGGACAAGUCAGGUGGAGAAAAGCGGUGGAAAGGGACCAGCCCAGGGGGACCCGAAGGGGAAGGGCGCCUUGGCCGAGGAAGAAGAAGAAGCGGCUAAGGGUAAAGGGAGGAGUGAUAUGGGUGGGGUACGGGAAUCGAGAGGUGGCGUUCCGAUUGGAGGAGGGGCUGGGGGCAGGGAUAGGGAUGGUAGCGGGAACGCUGGAACCUCCCUCCACCCAUCCGGGAAAGAUCCGGUAGGGAAAGACACUCAUUCUCCAUCGGCAGCAGGGCUGCCCAUAGUCGAGGUCAUGGACRAAGACAAAGUUGUGCAGYGGGRAAAGAGAAAAAGGGACGAAGGAGCAAYUGCAGACAAAAUGUCUGCCGAAGAGUUUAUUGCGGCCAGAGCUCUGGUCAUUUACAACAGGGAUACGACCUCAUUUCCUCUACCCCCAGUCCCACUGUACUCAUCCUCCUUCUCAGAAGUUGAAUMUGAAGAGGAAGAGGAAGAAGAGGAGAUGGAAGAAGAGGAAGAGGAGGAARAGGAGGAGGAGGAGGAAGUGGGGCUGGCCCCCCUGUUCGGAGAAGCGGGGAACAACCUCCGAUCUAGCACGACUUGUUAUGUCAACAGGAUGUACGAUUUCGACGGCUUGUUUGAUGCUUCUCCAAUUGAUAAGAAACGAACGAUACAACCUCUAACAGAUGCUGAAGGGACUUCAGCCUGAAUCAAGGGGAACCCCCCCUGCUCCUCAGAUGAGGAUUUUUUGGAUUGCAGAGAUGAUCAGGAGAGCCCGGGGCCUUC